CUAAGCUUUUCAGUGCCCAACACUGGACUCAUGCCCACUCACUUGUCCACCCUUUGCAUUCUUCCUUUCUUUGUCUCUUGGCUCUCUCUCUCACUCAAUCACUCUUUCCCUCUCCAUCUCUACUUUACUGAGACCUAAACUGCUACUUUGAAUGAUAGAGGGGACCCAGUGUGUAACGCACACAUUCUGAGCUAAUUUAGAUAGCUAUAGCAGGUUGGAUCAGGAGCCCCUGUCUCUCUCUCUCUAUCUCUCUGUCUGUCCGCUCAUCUGUGGUUGUGUAUGGGAGAGGAGGGCUAACAUGGACUUGGUGGGUCUCUCUCUGCCUCUAUUACUUGUGUUUUGGCAAUGGACAACUACCACAGGCGCCGCCGUGACGUACUGGACGUACACGGGUUCAGUAGGCCAGUCCAAGUGGGCGGAUUACUUCCCAGACUGUGGUGGUAAGGCCCAGUCUCCGGUUGACGUGGCAACGGUCCAGACCCAGUAUGACCCCAGCCUGGGCCCUCUUACCCCCCUCGGUUAUAGACAGCACGGCAACAAACCCUUCAGCCUCUACAACAACGGACAUACAGUGGUGGUUCCUCUCCCAGGCUGGAUGGGUUUAGGGGGGCUGCCCUGGCAGUUCACGGCCGUCCAGAUGCACCUGCACUGGGGCAAUGGAGCCCCGGAGGCCGGGGGCAGCGAACACACCAUCAACGGUCAGAGCUCCGCAGCAGAGCUGCAUGUGGUGCACUACAACUCAGAGCUGUACCCUAACAUGUCAGUAGCUAUGACCCAGCAGGAUGGACUGGCAGUCCUGGGAGUCCUCAUAGAGACAGGUGAGGAGGCUAACCAGGCCUUUUGGAACAUUCUCAACUACCUGGGUCGCAUCAGACAUGCAGGUGAGACAGCUGGGCAGAGUGUGUCCAUCCCAGCCUUUGAUGUCCAGUCCCUCCUGCCCUCUGACCUGGGGCGGUACUACCGAUACAAUGGCUCUCUCACCACUCCUCCCUGCUUCCAGAGUGUCCUCUGGACCCUCUUCACAGAGACCGUCAAAAUCUCACACACACAGCUGAUGAAGCUGGAGACAGUGCUGUAUGCCAGUAAGGAGGACGCUGACCGCGUCGUCAUGCAGGACAACUACCGUACACCCCAACCACUUAACGACCGGACCAUCCUCGCAUCCUUCCCUUUAGAAUCAGUGAAGGUGUACACUGCCGGAGAGAUCACAGCGAUAGUAAUAGGAGCUCUGUGUGGCUGUGUUGGUGUGGCUGUCAUCAUUCGCUUCAUAGUGAAGACUAUACGCUCCACCUCUAGCUGGGACGUCCUGCCCAGUGUCCGGCCCGGCCCCGUGCCCAGGACUAUGGAGCCAGGGAAGGAGCUGAAACAGGACGUGGCCCUCAACACGACCACUGAACCAGGAAAAAAAGAAGAUCCUGUCCCCCCCUCAGUCUGAGACCAAUCAGAUACCUCCAUGAACAUGUCACACAAUUUGUAAUUGAAGACUGUAUAGUCCGAACAAUGUGAUUAUGAAAUCAGCCCUGCACAUUCCUUGCCAGUGGAAGGCCUGUGUGUGUGUGUGUGUGUGUGUGUGUGUGUGUGUGUGUGUGUGUGUGUGUGUGUGUGUGUGUGUGUGUGUGUGUGUGUGUGUGUGUGUGUGUGUGUGUGUGUGUGUGUGUGUGUGUGUGUGUGUGUGUGUGUGUGUGUGUGUGUUGCUUGUCUGAAUUAAGCUGUAAAUACAUUAAGCAUCAAAAUAAAGGAGUUGAAUGAC
Molecule: messenger RNA, 1750 nt
Organism: Oncorhynchus keta (chum salmon)
Lineage: Eukaryota; Metazoa; Chordata; Actinopteri; Salmoniformes; Salmonidae
Product: carbonic anhydrase 14-like
Exons: 12
Coding region: 299-1435 (378 amino acids)
Cellular component (GO): plasma membrane
Molecular function (GO): zinc ion binding; carbonate dehydratase activity
Source: RefSeq, a predicted model, not a curated record